Molecule: messenger RNA, 1365 nt
Organism: Salarias fasciatus (jewelled blenny)
Lineage: Eukaryota; Metazoa; Chordata; Actinopteri; Blenniiformes; Blenniidae
Gene: fads6
Product: fatty acid desaturase 6
Exons: 8
Coding region: 1-1365 (454 amino acids)
Biological process (GO): lipid metabolic process
Cellular component (GO): membrane
Molecular function (GO): oxidoreductase activity, acting on paired donors, with oxidation of a pair of donors resulting in the reduction of molecular oxygen to two molecules of water
Source: RefSeq, a predicted model, not a curated record
AUGGAGUCCCCGUCCCGACGGAGUCCCCGUCCCGACGGAGUCCCCCAUCCCGACAGAGUCCCCCGUCCCGACGGAGUCCCCCAUCCCGACGGAGUCCCCGUCCCGACAGAGUCCCCCGUCCCGACAGAGUCCCCCAUACCGACGGAGUCCCCCGUCCCGACAGAGUCCCCCAUACCGACGGAGUCCCCGUCCCCCGUACUGAUGGAGUCCCCCAUACCGAUGGAUACGGGAUCCGGUGAUACGCGAAGGUCCCGGACAGGCGCCGUGACGGCGGCUGCAGCGGGACGGACGGUGGGAGUCGGACUGAGUGUGGAGUCCCGGGACAGGGUCUGUGAGGCCCGGAGCCCCACCGAGGACUCGCUCUGGAAUAACGCGCCGGAGGAGGCCCUGAUGCUGCAGCUCCGCCGGGCGGUGCAGGAGGUGGUGAAGCAGAGCAGCUGGUGGGAGAGGAGGGGGGAGGACUGCUGCAUCCUGGGAGCUGCUUUCCUCCUUCUGCCCCCCGCCUUCCUGCUGCUGGGCUCCGCCCACCUCCCGGGCCUCUGCGCCGGCGUCCUGCUGAUGGGCGUGGCCCACGCCGUCAUCACCAUCAAGGGCGCCCACCUGGCCAGCCACGGGGGGCUGAGCCAGUCCCGGGCCUGGGCCCGCGUCUGGGCCGUGUUCUUCAUCGAGGUGUGCGGCUGCUUCCCGGCCCAGGCCGCCGUCCAGGCCCACGUCCAGAUGCACCACGCUCACACCAACGUGCUGGGCCUGGGCGACUCCAGCCUCUGGAAGCUUCCCUUCCUGCCGCGCGCCGUCUACCUGUUCGUGGCGCCGCUGGCUCUGCCCGUCAUCACGCCGCUCGUGGCGCUCGCUCACCUGCGAGGCCGCGGCGCCGCCGCCGGGUCCCGGACGGUGGCCAUGAUGGCGUUGGGCCUGCUCUCGCAGUACUGGCUGCUGGUCCGGGUGUCGGGGUUCCGGGCGCCGGGCGCCCUGCUGUGCAUGCUGCUGUGCCGGGCGCUGUUCUCCAUUCCUUACAUCCACGUCAACGUCUUCCAGCACGUCGGCCUGCCGGUGUUCUCCCCGAGCCGCCGGCCGCGGCGGAUCCUCCAGAUGAGCCACGGAGUCCUGAACCUGCACCGGAUCCCGCUGCUGGACUGGACCUUCGGGCACUCGCUCAUCAGCUGCCAUGUGGAGCACCACCUCUUCCCCUUCCUGUCGGACCACAUGUGCCUGAAGGUGAAGCCCGUGGUGUCCCGGUUCCUGAUGGAGAAGCAGCUUCCCUACCAGGAGGACGGGUACCUGUCCCGCCUGCGGCUCUUCUACCGCCGGUACCAGGAGCUGAUGGUGCUGGCUCCACCCAUCACCGAGCUGGUGGGGGUGCAGUGA